UGCGGGCGGAGCUUAUAUCUCUUCUCGCCCUUUUCUGUCCAGCUCUACCGUCGCGGCCUUCUCUUCUCUACGCUGCUCUGCUCUUGUUCCUCCGAUUUGCCUCUUCUUUGAUCUCAGAUAACUUCUCCGGUGGGUUAGGUCAAUCUCCUGCCGGAAAUUUACCUUCGAAGUUACGGAAAAUGAAUCAGAUGCAAAAUGAGAGCGGGGAAACAAGAAUUCAAGAGGACCUUAAUGAUUCACCAUCUAUUGAAGAAGGCAGCAGCUUGAGUUCACUAAGUGGAGGAAAUCGGGUUAUGAAGAAGGGACCUUGGACAACUGCAGAGGAUGCAAUUUUGUUGAAUUAUGUUAAGAAAUAUGGUGAAGGAAAUUGGAAUGCUGUUCAGAAGCACACAAGUCUCUCUCGAUGUGGCAAAAGUUGUCGUCUACGAUGGGCUAAUCAUCUCAGGCCAAAUUUAAAGAAAGGUGCCUUCACACCGGAGGAGGAACAACUGAUAAUUGAACUCCAUGCUAAAAUGGGAAACAAAUGGGCUCGUAUGGCUGCACUUAUGCCUGGUCGAACUGAUAAUGAAAUAAAGAACUACUGGAAUACAAGAAUAAAAAGACGCCAACGUGCUGGUUUGCCUCUAUACCCUCCUAAUAUAUGCUAUCAAGUUCCAGAGGAAAAUCAGCAAUACAAGAAUUCCAAUGAAUAUAUGUUCAGUGACAAACAGCCCAAUGAUUGCUUUCAAGGAAGCAAUUUUGAAAUUCCUGAUAUUGUACUGAACAACUUCAAUGUUAACCAUGGGUCUCUAUAUAAUGCUUCGCCUUUCUCAGGUAUACAAGUUAAUAGUCUACUCAGUCAGAGUUUUGGACCCCAGAACUGUGCCUUGGGAAAUUCAACAUCGAGUUACAUGAAGCACUCCGAAAAGCUAUACCCAGCCUUCCCCGGUAGUAUCUCUGAUGGGCAUUCUAGGUUUGAACAUAUGGUGCUAGAGCCUCCGGGAAAACAACUGACUUCCAUAUUAGGUUAUCCCUGUGAUCCUGAUCCUAGGAAGAACCUACCAAAUUUUGGAGGAGCAAUCCCUGGUAGCCAUGCCCUUCUAAAUGGCAUAUUCUCUGUUCCUAGUCCUUUUCUUGGGUCUUUGGAUUCGGAGCUCCCUUCAUUCCAAUAUACAGAAACUGAUGGUAGUUGCUGGCCUCCAUGCUCAUCCACUCUUGAAGCAACUGAUACGUUGGGUGAUUCUCCCUCAGCAACUAUUUCAUUGCAAUCUGAGUGUGUUUCACCAAGGCGAAGUGGUCUACUGGAAGCAUUGGUUCACGAAGCACAGACAAAAAGUAACACAAAUAAAGAACCAUCCAUCAUACUGAACAAUGUGGCUGCACUAGAUCUAGAGCUAGAGAGUGUCAAUGAGAUAAAGUUGGAAAGCCAAAGUAAUCCACCUAUUUCUUCUUUGAGUCGAUCUGCUGGUGUCUUCAGUUCGAGCACCUCUCUGAUCAGUGCUGGUUCUGUUGAUGAGUUUCCAUAUCCUAACAUUCUUUCAGGUUCAGGCAACAUGAUCGCAACUGAAAAUUUUUCUUGUCAUAAAGUUGGGGAGAGAGGCACUUCAUUCAAAGUAGAUUUCUCAAGGCCGGAUUCUAUACUCGGAUCAGUUUGGCUUGAAUAUGAUUCUUGUCGUGUGAAGGAGCACACUGUCCUGAACGACUCCCUUGCAACAUUGCUAGGUCAAGAUGUGUGCAGCAACUACAAACCUGUACCUGUACCUGUACCUGUUGGAUCAUCAUCUUCUCUCAUGCUGGGAGUUGGACUCGACUCAUACCAGUGGAAUAAAAUGCCUCAUGCAUGCCAAAUGCCUUGAUUCCUUUGAGGUCUUAUAAUGAGAUCGUAUUUGGUUUAUUUCUGUGAGAAUAAUGCAUCGUUUGUAUUCCAUUACAUUUUGUUUCUAUUUGGGUUUUACUUGUGGUGGAGAGCUGCUGUUCUGAAUGACAGGAUGAUGACUGUUUUGUUCGUGUGCAGUUUAAAUGUCUACAACAACAAAUCAUAAGACCUGCUAUAUGAAUCUUAUUUUGUCAUGCCCUUCCAUAGCAAUAAUAAUACGUAGUUGGAAUGAUAAAA
Molecule: messenger RNA, 2092 nt
Organism: Zingiber officinale
Lineage: Eukaryota; Viridiplantae; Streptophyta; Magnoliopsida; Zingiberales; Zingiberaceae
Product: transcription factor GAMYB-like
Exons: 4
Coding region: 180-1835 (551 amino acids)
Source: RefSeq, a predicted model, not a curated record